GACUAAAACGGCUUCAUAGAGUGUGUGAUUAGACAGUCGCUUGUACUUGAAUAGCAGGCGUUUGCUGUCGGCAGUAUGGAUCUCCGUGCCAUCUGCCGGUCCCUAUUCACUUUAUCGCUGUGAUCGAGUAGUUGUACGCAUCCUCUUGACGGCCCCUGGUUUGUAUUAGGGAGGUACUUUAGAAAUAUCCAAGCUCUGUACUUUUUCUUUGGUAUAUAAUGAAACGUCGUUGACUGUGAAGCGGAGAAGCGCUCCGGGUUUUUAAGCGAACAAGGACGGACACGGGGGCUUGAGGCUCGCGGCGACCGGUGAGCCAGGCUCCAGUUUUCACCCAGCAAGAAGAGUGCUCUCUGGAGAUGUCACGGCACCAUAACCGAUUCGAGAGAGAUUACCGCGGCGCGUGGGAGCGGAGGGACCGGGGAACUGGCCCAGGGAUCGCCGCCAACAGCAGCUGCAACACGACCAACAGCUGUGGAGGUGCCAACAACCGGCCUGGUCUCCUCCCCCUGCCUGUGAUCUCCUCCCUCCUUCCGACCCCCGUCUCCGUCGCCAUGACCACCUCCAGCAGUGACCUGGUAUGCAAGCGCAUUGGCCCCGCCUCCACCACUGCCACAGCGAAGGUUUCUGGCCUUUCAAUGAGUGAAAGUCAGGCGCAGGGGCAAAUCUUGGCCCCAGGGAUCCGGUGGGGUCAGACGCCGAUCGACCAGUCCACGCCCUGGGAGACGGACGAACCUCCCGCCAAACAGAUGCGUGAGACCAGCAACGCGGGUCCGUUGUGGCCCCCCCCCACUGCAGUGAGCCAGCCGAGCCUCUUAGCGCAUACGUACGGGAUGCCCCAAGCCCCCAUAUACAGCCAAGGAGUGACUGUCCAGGCCCCCGCCAUUGGCGUUAAGCCGGCACUGCAGACCCCCGUCCCCUCUCCACACCCGCUCAUGCCGGCUCACUUCCCACUCCCACCGCAACCCGCCCAGCCUCUCCCCAGCAUGGUGAUGGCCAUGAGUCAACCCCUACACGGCGGUAGCCAGCCGCCCAUCACCAUGGCCCCGCUGAGCGGACUCUGUCAGGUGGCGCCUUCCGUGCACAGCGCCGUGGGCAACGGUCACAUGUCCCACCCUCUAAUUCCGCCAUCCGCCCUGCCUCCCUCCACCCUGCCAGGCGGUACCCCCGCUACCAAUGGGCAAGCGGUUACCCAUGCUGUGCCCCUGCCUCCGACCAAUCAGGAGCAUUCCAAUGGACUGCAGAUGCUGCGGACUGUCGGGAUGGGAAAGUAUGAGUUCACUGACCCUGGGCACCCUAAAGAGAUGUUGAAGGAGUUGAACCAGCAGCGCAGAGCGAAAGAGUUUACAGACCUGAAAAUUGUUGUUGAAGGCAAAGAGUUUGAAGUCCACCAAAAUGUUCUAGCUUCCUGCAGCUUGUAUUUCAAGGACCUGGUUAAAAGGUCAUCGGGGGAGAGCAGGAAGGAGGAGAAGCUUGAGCUGUCGAUGAGCAACAUCGGAGCGGACGUCCUGGAACUGCUGCUGGAAUUUGUCUAUACGGGGUCCCUUAUCAUCGACUCCGCCAAUGCAAAAACCCUGCUGGAGGCAGCCAACAAGUUCCAAUUCAAUACCUUUUGCAAAGUUUGUGUGUCCUUCUUAGAAAAACAGCUGACAGCCGCUAACUGCCUGGGGGUGCUGGCCAUGGCCGAGGCGAUGCAGUGCAACGAGCUGCACAACAUGGCCAAAGCCUUCGCCCUGCAGAACUUCCCGGAGGUUGCCUGCCAGGAGGAGAUCCUCAACAUCUCCAAGGAGGACUUCGUCAGCUACAUGUCCAACGACAGCCUCAACACCAAGGCCGAGGAGCUGGUCUACGAGACCGUCAUCAAGUGGAUCAAGAAGGACCCUGGCAGCAGAGUACAGCAUGUUUCCGAGCUGCUGGCCGUGGUGCGUUUGCCUUUCAUUCACCCCAGUUACCUCCUGAACGUCGUGGAUAACGAGGACCUGAUAAAAUCCUCGGAAGCGUGCCGCGACCUGGUCAACGAGGCCAAGCGCUAUCACAUGCUGCCCCACGCGCGCCAGGAGAUGCAGACGCCCAGGACUCGGCCGCGCCUCUCCGCAGGUGUGGCAGAAGUGAUCGUAUUGGUGGGCGGUCGGCAGGCCAUUGGGAUGAACCAGCGCUCCUUGACCGCCGUCACGUGCUUCAACCCCCAGAACAACAAGUGGUACCCCCUGGCGAGCUUGCCUUUCUACGACCGCGAGUUCUUCAGUGUGAUUUCAGCGGGUGAUAAUAUCUAUCUGUCAGGUGGCAUGGAAUCUGGAGUUCUGUUGUCAGAUGUGUGGUGUUACAUGUCGUUGCUGGAUAAUUGGAACCUGGUGUCCCGGAUGACAGUCCCUCGAUAUAGACACAACAGUGUGGUGUAUGAUGGGAAACUCUACACCCUUGGAGGACUUGGGGUGGCAGGGAACCUGGAUCAUGUGGAAAGGUAUGACACCAUCACGAACCAAUGGGAGACUGUUUCUCCGUUGCCCAAACCGGUCUACUCAGCAGCAGCUACGGUGUGUGGGGGCCGGAUCUAUGUGUUCGGUGGGGUGAACGAAGCUGGUCGGUCAGCAGGCGUCCUGCAGUCUUUCAUACCUCAAACAAAUACGUGGAGCUUCAUAGAGUCACCAAUGAUCGAUAACAAGUUUGCCCCCGCUGUCACGCUGAACGGCUUCAUCUUCAUUCUGGGCGGAGCCUAUGCAAGAGCAACCACGAUCUAUGACCCAGAAAAGGGCAACAUCAAAGCAGGGCCCAGUAUGAACCAUUCAAGGCAGUUCUGCAGCGCCAUCGUCCUUGAUGGGAAGAUACAUGCCACGGGAGGCAUCGUGAGCAGCGAGGGCCCGGCGCUGGGGAAUAUGGAGGCCUUUGACCCCUGUACCAACUCGUGGACACUCCUGCAGAACAUGCCAUGCCCGCUCUUCCGGCAUGGCUGCGUGGUCAUCAAGAAGUACAUCCAGAGCGGCUGAUGGGGCCGGAGUCAACUCUCUCGGGAUCGUCUCGGGAUGCCUACAGUGGAACUUGUCCUCCCUCAUCCCUGACCCCC
This is a messenger RNA of Brienomyrus brachyistius, 3058 nucleotides long. Its product is annotated as kelch-like protein 29. The record is from RefSeq and is a predicted model, not a curated record. Lineage: Eukaryota; Metazoa; Chordata; Actinopteri; Osteoglossiformes; Mormyridae. Gene Ontology annotation, molecular function: protein binding.